AUGGACUUUACCGCACUUCGGUCGAUCAGGAGGGGCGAACCUGACAACUCCAGACACUCGGCGGCCGGGGUUGUCAGCAAUGUCAACCCAUGCACGAUCCUCGACAGCACAUGCGGACAGGUUGCCAAGGUCGCACGCGACUCGGCGGCUGCGGUGGUCGCUCUUAUGCGCAAUGCUACCAACCGAGAGCUUUGCCGAGGGUCGGAUGAGGAAGCCACGAACUUAUGGGAGGCCUUCGAUGCCGGAUUGCUGGCGGUUCAAGCGCAGCUCGCUAGGGGCUCCGUCUCGUCCCAGGUUUUCCAGACGCAGCUGCUGUCGACUCUCCGGCGUGGAGACCCCCUACGUUGCGAGGAAAGAGGCACUGGCAGGCGGCGGGGAGGCGAGUGCCCGCCUGUACCUCUGGCGCUGUAUUGGCGCUUGCACAAGCUGGCGCUCUUGCCGCUGUCGCGCCUCCUAGAGGCGAACGAAUCGUUGCUUUCGCCCGAGGAUCUCGGCCGGCAUCGCAGCUGCGAGGACCAGGGAAGAUUCUUCGGGGGAUUUCACGGGGAUUCCUUGGAGGCCAUCGUCGAGGACAUGAGGGCUCUGGCUGCGCGAUCGUCCGGAGACGAAGACAGUAGUGACUCUCGGCGAGGAGAAGCUGCCGCCCUUGUGUCGGAGGUAGCCACGCACCUCUUCGACUUGGCGUACCGGGAGGGUCCUAGUCGCUCCGGAGGGCCGGCGGAUGGAAUAAACACAAUUGGUGCACUUGCGAGCAGGGCUGCUAGGACGGUCCUUGAUCGGCUGUGUUGCGACGCGAAAGUGUUCGGCGCAAACAGCAGAAUGGAAGGGCAAGAGUGGAGAUUGCGUGGUUGUUUGUCGGUACUUGCGGCGAUUUCACCGGUAGCGGCUCAAGCGGUCCCUCGCGGACCAGGUUCAGCCGCGGCUGCCUUGGAGGACAAACCCGCCGGGGCAGCGGCAAGAGACGGCGGCGCGUGUACCGUGACGGGGGUUCCAUUCGGGCAUUUCGUGUCCACGGCCGCGUUUCUCGCCCGGCAGCUGCGGCUGCUGAUGGAAAAUUCUUCAGGACAGAGUGAGCAUGCGCAGGGCGGGGACGCAGGCGUGCUCGAGGCAGUGGAGACGGCUGACGUCCGCGACGGUGCUAUGAGCGGUUUGUUGGCGGCUAUCCUGCGACACUUCCCCUCAGCCCACAUCAUCGAGGCACUGCGAUCGAUCUGUCGCGAAGCCGCCGACAAAGCUGCCGAUGCCACGGGGUGGCGCCUCCACAAGCCUCUUCUGCGUUGGGAGACGUUGGGGCCUGUUGUGCGCGCCGCUGCGACUGCGCACGCCGACGAAGUACCGGCCGCGGUAGCCGACAUUGGGACCGAGCUGGCGGCAGCGGCAGUCAACGCCGUUCCCUCAGGAAACAGUCGGCCGACCGGGUUUAACCAGCAGCAAGGAGUUCUCGUGCUGUCAGCGGCUUUCCGGUUGGUGGCUGAAGCAGACGUGUGUUCGCGGGGCGGCACCGACAAGAGAGCUGCCGAGGGCGGUGGGUUGUACGCCCAGUGGGUCCGAAGCUGCCUUGGUGUUGCCGGCGGCGCUGCGAAAGUGGUCGACCAGGCAGAAGCCAUGCCUGCCCCGCAGGAGGGGACACGGGCGUCGGAGCCGCAUGGGGAACGGCCGCAGCUCUCCUGCUUGGAGGCUGUGCAGGAGGCCAUGAAGAAGCAGCGUGCCUCCGAGGUGCUGAUGGAGACGCUGUGCCUGUCCGUACCCUACGACCCAGUCUUCGUCCUGGAGGUUCACAAGGAUGCGCUCAUAACCAGACUCAGGGCCAGCUUCUCCGUCCAAGUCAGAGACUUCAUCGAUCUCGUUGUCACCCGGUUGUCGGACCUCAACGGCCGGGGCGGGGCACAGAGACGCAGGGAGGGCGGAGAAGGACGUCAACGCCCUCGGGGAGCGGAAGGGUCUUGCAACAGGGAUUCGGCCCUUCCGGGGAGAGACUGCGGGGACCCCACCACCCGAGAGGUCGGCUUUUUCCUGCGGCAAUUCAAGCAAACCGAUAAAGUACCGGAGGCGUUGAGAUCCCUCAUUGUUUUCCAGCCGAAAUCCUGGGCGAGAAUACGCAAGGUCUUGCUUGCCCCGCCGGCAGAGCGCAUCGCUAUGCCAGAUGACAGUGGCAGGAUCCUGCCUCCGGACAGUGCCGUGGUGAAGGAGGCCAUAGGGAGCGGGGAGGGUGGCCUUCGCGUCGAGGUCUCUCUGAAAUACCGCCGGUUGCUCGUGCAGAAGCUGGCAAAGAGUUCACUCAUCACUGCCCAAGAGCACGAGUCCUUCAGAAACUCGUACGUUGAGUACCUGCAAAGCCAGCGACAUCAAGAUGAAGCGGAGAGCUCCGGAAUGGAAGCGGCCGCUACCGGGGUCGCUGGGCAGCUGUUGCUGCUUGAGUCGAAGCUCAACGAGCGUUGUUCGGCAAAGAUCGAUGAUGGGCACGACGGAUCCAGUGCAGUAGAGGAGCGUCUAGCUUUGUUGCUCCAGGAGUUUCUUCCUCGCGCGUUGGUCGUAGAGUUGUGUAUGGAAGAUGAAGGAGAAGCGGAGGGUCACAACCCUGAAUCGAGGCCUGGCCGCGCUUGGUUUUCGAGAGCGACGCAACUCCUCCGGCAGAUUCUCGAACAAUGGAAACGACAACGUUUCCCAGCUGCCGACCGGGAGGGCGAUUCGCCGGGUCUCGGCGCGUCACCGGAGGCGGUGGCAGAGGCAAUCCUGAACAGCGUCCACUGUUGCGUUGCCGCCGUUGGCGCAUCGCUGGUAAUCCCCACGAGCGGCAAACCAGGCUUAUCUAAACGACAGCAAGAUCUAGACAGAAACGUUGGGGCAGAAGGUGUUGUCCGGGAAGCUGGUGUGGGGAUGACAAACGAGGGGGGGGCAACCGGCGCCCUCGGCGUGCCUGUGGCGCAGGCGUUUCGGCGCAUCGGGGAAGUGGUCGGGGUAGCGGCGGGGUUGGACCAGUUAGGCGAGGCACUCGUUCGGCGGUGUUCUUCUCUGCUAGCGAAGCCAAACAGGCUGGACCCCAAGCAGCUUCUGUCGCUCACCCACAGCCUCGCUGGUCUGCCUGCAGCAUUUUAUCCGAAGGUGGAAGGGUUCUUGGCCAGUCUCGUUGCGAAGAUCUUUCUCUCCAGGUCCAACGCCUGUAGGAGUGGUCACGUAAAGUCCACGGUCAGGAGAACAGCCGGGUUCGCAGCGACGUGGCAAGUAGGGGCGCUCUACCUGCAAUCUUCCCUCUUGCUGCAUGAGCAUUUGUGGGAGAAGAGCACCGCAGACAUUAUCGGUGAAGACGCGACCGCGGGAGUCCCAGAGCGCCACAACGAUCGAGUCGGACGACGAUUAUCGGGUCCCGCUCGGGACGUCGGCGGUGGUGGUGGUGGACAUAUCGAGUGGGUGGGGCCAGCUCCCGUCGCCCUGCUUGAGUUGUGCUGGUGGAUGGAACGGCGUCUCUCGAUUGAACUCGGACGAAGUAACGGGUCCUGUCCCAGCGGUGAGACCGCAGGGCUUUUGCGGCUCCUUCAGAGUGUGAUGAAGCACCCGCUGAUGGAGCGAGCUUUGCAAUGCGCGUUGGGCGCACGGGGCUCCACACUGCCGACCCUAGAGCGCUUGAUUGCACUCGAGCUGGCGGCCGCAAGUGAGACGGAUUUCGUGGGACCUUCGACGAAGCUUGCGCUGUUGGAGAGCGUAACUCUGGGCCGACUCGUGGCGGAUGACCAAGCUGAUGACGCCGAAGGUUUGCCAAGCGACACCUUGGGAGCCGACGAGGCAGCGCUGGCAUCGCCUCGAAGAGGCCGAAAGGGCGCGGGCCGUAUAGCGGUGAAGGUGCUAGACGUAUGGAAGGAGUGCGCCGCGUGCUUGUUCGGAAACCCGAGCCUGCGCGAUGCCGCACACAGGAAGGUGUGUCUUGGUUCGACGGCAAGCGAGGUAGGGGACGUGCGCUGUGUCUCGAGAGAUCCAGGGGUCCGCACGUGGGAAUCCCACUCCCACGCGUCGUGGAGAAACACUGGCGACAACGGCGCACACGUUGUGGGGAAUCUGUGUAGUUUGGAAGCAACAGCUGGCUCGAUGCUUGCGGCGAGGCUCGAGCAGACGGGCGCUGCACGCGAGUCGAAGAAACGCAACCAGCGCGGCGCGUCCCUGCUCUUUUUGGAAGCCCUGGUCCUGCUUAACCGUCUCCGAGCCGACGCUGCUAGCCCAGCACUGGUCCUGGUUGCCGAGAUAGCGAUACCGGCGAUCGGUGCCACGGAAGGGCAGGGUAAAGCGAUCCAGUCUCUUCGUCUCCUUUGGGAAAAGUGGUUCAACCAGGUGCGACCCUUCGAGUACGGGGCGGUUCAGAAGUUGAUGCGCGUGGCGUUGAUGUGGUAUGGGGGUCGAAGCGACGCGAGCCAAGCGGCUGGUGUGGAGCACGAGGACUGCCCAGUCAAGCACAUGCUGGAGGAUCUUCCUAUUUUGGCUGCGGAGAUGGUGCGGCACUGGACCCGGUUGAGUCGCACCCUACAGCCGGUGAUCGGAUCUUCUCCUGCGCCGGCGGGCCCCUUCGCGCGUGAUGGAUGGGCUUUUCACCUCGGCAAUCUUGAACGCUUCGCGAAGACACUCGUUCUGGAUCUGGCAUCACCGACAGCAGAAGAGACCACCUCCGGGCCAGUGAUCAAGGAACAAACCGGCCGGAUUCCCCUGGGCCCAGUCAAGAACAGCGUUCAGGACAAGAGAAAGAGGGAGGAAGCACAUGCAGUGGACGCAGAUCAAGGCUUCACGGCGAAAGGCCACACGGGUGGGAAGGUACCAACUGCAUCUUUUCCUCGAGGUGGGCUCGGCACGGGGCUCUGCCAAGAUCAGCUUCGCGACGCAUCCGCCGCCCUGCCCCACACAUCGGCACAAGUUAUAGUCGGCGUUUUUCACGCUGCGGCAGAAAUUCGGCGGCGUGCGCAACCUCCCCGCGGAGCUCCGUCUUCUCCGUCGGUAGAGACCAAGCGGGCCAAAACUGCAAAGGGCACGCCACCGGGGCAUGAUUCAGCUGCGUACGAUGGGGGCACGCUCCUCGUCGAAGGAUUCGGUGUGUGUGGGAAAGCAAGUAACAGAGCCUGGGUUUCGCGUUUAUUGGAGCCGGUGUACGGGCCCGGUCUGGCGGAGCCUGCUGUCUCGUCACUUGGCGUGCUCCUCGGAACUCUGGUCACAGAGCUGGGAUCUAACCGAGCCCGUUCUGCUUGUGGCGUCAACGUGGAUUCUUUCGGCGGGGUGGACCGCACAGAUGCGUUCGAGUCACUCCUCGGGGUGUCUCUGGCGGUGGCCCUACUCGGUCAUGCGCCGCACCUCGUUGCUCGCCUGGCCGAACCGCCUUGUCUGACACCCUCUAGCUCCAACACUGGUCCUAUCGAAAGGCUAGGGAGAUCUCUGGCAGUGUUUGACAUCCUCAGGCUGCUGUUGGAACAAGUUCCGGGUACGCCUGGGGUGUGGCUGACUGUAGCGCUUUCUCACUAUACCGCGGCUGUGCUUAUUACCAUGUCAGAGAACGGACAAGCAGUCCGGGCUCUCAUGAAGGGGCGAGCUUGGUCGGAUAUGGUGAUGUUCGUGCAUUCUCGUGUGGGAGGUACUGAUACUGAGCAGUUGCGGCGGUUGCCAGUGGCGUUGCGACUGGCGGCUCAGGAGGUGGACCCGUUACUCAAGCAGUAUUUGUGA
Ectocarpus siliculosus is the source of this 5691-nucleotide messenger RNA. NCBI's taxonomy places the organism in Eukaryota, Phaeophyceae, Ectocarpales, Ectocarpaceae. The record is from the annotation of a GenBank genome assembly.